AUGGGCGGGCCUGGCUCUGGCUCUAGCGGAAGACUAAGCGACCAGACAUGGCCGCUCGUUGCUGCAGGAUGCGCUAGCAUCUUCUCUACAUUCGUUUCUAUAAUAUCGCUCUGGACGCAUCUAAAGCAGUAUCGCAAGCCAAUCAUGCAGCGCUAUGUCGUACGCAUCAUGCUGAUGGUACCACUCUAUGCUAUUGCUUCAUGGUGCUCGCUACUGAGCUUCACUGCAGCUGACUUUAUCGAUCCAAUCAGGGAUGUUUAUGAGGCGUUCGUCAUCUAUUGCUUCUUCAACUUGCUGGUCAAUUAUCUUGGUGGUGAGCGUAGCAUCAUCAUCAUGACACAUGGUCGAGCACCCAAGGCGCAUCCAUGGCCGAUGCGCUACUGCUGCAGCAAGGUCGAUAUUAGCGACCCUUACACCUUUUUGACCAUCAAGCGUGGGAUCCUACAGUAUGCAUGGCUCAAGCCAGCAUUGGCCUUGGCAACUGUCAUCAUGAAAGCCACUGGAACAUUCCAAGAGGGCUACAUUGGCCUGAGCUCAGGUUACUUCUGGUCUGGUCUGCUCUACAAUGUCAGUAUUACGAUUUCGCUAUACUGCCUUGCCAUGUUUUGGGUUUGCCUGCACGACGACCUUGUCCCAUUCAGGCCGGUCCCCAAAUUUCUCGUCAUCAAGCUUGUCAUCUUUGCCUCGUACUGGCAAGGCUUCGCACUUUCUCUGUUGGUAGCUGCUGGCUUCAUUCCCGACAGCCCCGGCUAUUCGGCAGACAACAUCAGUGUGGCUAUCCAAGAUUUAUUGACGUGCUUCGAGAUGCCCUUCUUUGCUCUAGCGCACUGGUAUGCGUUCAGUGUGAGUGAUUACGCAGAUCCGACGAUUGGUUCUUCGCGAAUGACAAUCCUCUAUGCUGCACGCGAUGCAUUUGGUGCCGGGGAUUUGAUGGUUGAUACCAAGGAAACGCUAUUUGGCAAGGGAUAUGACUAUCAGCUUUUUGACCCUUCAGAAAAUGUCAUGGCGCACGCAGACUCAGACCGUCUGUCGCGCAUCAAGGAAGGUCUUCGCUAUGAACGUGGUGGCAAGGGCAAGCACUGGAUUCCUCAACCCGGUCAGACAACAGCAAAGACACCCCUGUUGAGUCGGGUGGCAGGCGACGGCUACACAAGUCUCAAAAUGCCUGAUGCUGAGCAGCGCCAUGACGCAUUUGCUCAGGUGAAGCACUGGAAUGCGCCUCCGCCGAUAAAUUUAGAGAUUGAUGAUGAAGAUGAGGCUUUGUUUAACAAGGCAAGAGAAAUGGAAUUUGGCGACUACAACUUCCCGGUUGUU
Protomyces lactucae-debilis is the source of this 1314-nucleotide messenger RNA. RefSeq names its product organic solute transporter Ostalpha-domain-containing protein. The transcript has a single exon. The record is from RefSeq and is a predicted model, not a curated record. Lineage: Eukaryota; Fungi; Ascomycota; Taphrinomycetes; Taphrinales; Protomycetaceae. Gene Ontology annotation, molecular function: transporter activity. Gene Ontology annotation, biological process: transport. The annotation marks the transcript as partial.